This is a messenger RNA of Oncorhynchus tshawytscha (Chinook salmon), 6087 nucleotides long. It is a transcript of the gene pgap1, whose product is annotated as post-GPI attachment to proteins inositol deacylase 1. Lineage: Eukaryota; Metazoa; Chordata; Actinopteri; Salmoniformes; Salmonidae. Gene Ontology annotation, molecular function: phosphatidylinositol deacylase activity. The transcript has 26 exons. Gene Ontology annotation, biological process: GPI anchor metabolic process; endoplasmic reticulum to Golgi vesicle-mediated transport. Gene Ontology annotation, cellular component: endoplasmic reticulum. The coding region runs from base 122 to 3064 and encodes 980 amino acids. The record is from RefSeq and is a predicted model, not a curated record.
UAUAGAAGAAGAAGAAGAAGAAGAAGAAGAAGAAGAUCAGGUUUAACAGAGAGAGGGUUUGCAAAAGGAAAAAUGGAAACAGUAUACCUGUAAAUAGACAAAAAUCCGAAAGACAGUAGACAUGAGAGUCGCCACUGUGGCCUUUUACGGGUGUGCACUGGGUCUUCUGGCGAUGGGCCUGCGAGAAAUGUUUUCGGGAUUUGAAGAGAAUAGGUGCACAAUGACCUAUAUGUUCGAGUACCCCGAGUACCGGCGUAUUGCCCUGCCCCGACGCGUGGCCCGCCAGUACCCAGCGUAUGGGCUUUACCUGUACGGAGAGGGCCAGUACGCUCAGGACACUCGCGGACUAAAACUAACCGGGGCCCCUGUUCUUUUCCUACCUGGAAACGCAGGCAGCUACAAACAAGCUCGCUCCCUGGGUUCGGUGGCUCUGAGGAAGGCUGAGGCCCUGGAAGGAGGGGUCCACCUCAACGUGUUCACCAUCGACUUCAACGAGGAGCUUGUGGCCCUGUAUGGAGGCAGCCUGCGCCGGCAGACUCUCUUCCUACACGAGAGCAUCAAGGCCAUCCUGCGCCUCUACAAGGAUCAUGAAGCCCCCCCUCAUAGUGUGGUGUUGGUGGGUCACUCCAUGGGGGGAGUGGUGGCCCGAGCCCUCUUCACCCUACCCCGCUUCAGCCCUCGCCUUGUCAGCCUCAUCAUCACCCAGGCCUCCCCUCACCAGGCCCCCGUGCUGUCCCUCGACGCACACCUACUGGAGUUCUACUCUGCUGUGAGACAGCGCUGGGUGGGUCGAGCGGAAGACCUGCGCAACGUGACAGUUCUCUCCGUGGGGGGUGGUUACCGUGACUACCAGGUGCGCUCCGGCCUCACGGCCCUGCCCUGCCCCCAGGACGACCCAAGCAAGCUGUCUCUGGUGGUUACUGCUGUUCCUAGGACCUGGGUGUCCACGGACCACCUGUCCAUUGUUUGGUGCAAAGAGCUGGUUCUGGCUACUGUGCGGGCAUUCUUUGACCUCAUUGAACCUGAAACGGGACAGUUUUCAGACGAUCCAGAGAGGAGAAUGGCCAUUCUGAACCAUCAUUUUAUCAGACACCCUGUACGUGUGCUGGGUGAGCAGCUAGAGAUGCCCGUUUCCCUCUCAGGGUCUCCUAAAACGUGGAGCGAGGUGAACACACUCCGUCUGGCGUACAGUGCUCCCAAAGAAGGACAAGCCAAGUAUUUCUUGUUUGCCCUCUCCAGUCGCAGGAGAGCCUACAGCCACUUCUACUGUCGCAGCAACAACCUGUCUCUCCAACAGGAAAUGACUAGCUGGGUUUACGGUUGUACACAGAUGAACGGAUCCAUGUGUGUGCAGGCAGUGGAUCUGUCUUUUGGAACAGAACUUCUCCCAGCCUACAAGGUUCUGACUCUGAGCCUCAGUGAGCUGUCCUCUGUCUCUCACCUCAUUGUGGUUGCCUCCAACCUCAACGGUAGACAGUUCACAGUGGAGUGUGAGUGGCAGAGACAGGAGUCUCAGACCGUCUCUGUGCCAGUACCACACGUUCUCUCCUUCGGCAUGAGUGUUAGUGACGUCACUCUCAACUCCACCGGACUUCGGCACACCAUUGAGCUGCAGCACUUUCAUCAGGUCUAUCAGGCUUUCAGAAUUUCAGUCGUAAGCCACUGCAAAGUAACCAAAGCAGACAGACUGCCCAAUGUCUACAUAAUGAAGGUGCCGUGGUUUAGGGAGGACUCCGUUACCACAUCCAGUAUUCCCUCUGUAACAGAGAUAUCGGGAAUGCUCCACACGAGUCGUCCUGACAACUCCACUGGUGUCCUGUUGCAGCUCCACACUGCCCCCAACUGCCUCUAUAAGGUAUCUGUGAGAACUUCAUUUCCCAGGGUGCUUGGACAGGUGCUGAGGUUCUGUGGGCCUGUGUUGCCGGUGUACGUGGCUGUAGCGCUCCUACUGGCCUGUGGGGGGCAGAUGUCCUCUGUCGUGAGGAUGGGGCGCCCCCUACAGAUGAGCCAUGCCGUGGCCAGAUCCCUGCAGCCCCACAAGGUGGACCUUCCCGUCUACCUGCUGCAUCUGCUGCUCAGGUAUAGCUGGUUCCAGGAUGGUUGGUCCACUCUUCAUCUCCCGCCGUUAGAUGCUCUCCCCGCCACCUCCCCAGAUGGUAUGACACAGGAGGGCUUGCCCCUAAACGAAGACUGGCCACGCCUCCUGUCCCCCCUGCUGUAUGUUUUGGGAGCAGCCAUUGCCUUCUGGGGCAGCGUGCUGCUCCGCCUCUUUCUAAGGCUGCUUUCGUUGCUAUUGGCCCCGCUUCACAGGCCUUCUGUGUCUCGGGACUGCGGCACCCUGCGUAGGCGGACUCAGCUGCUCCUCAUCCUGUGUCUGAGCGUGUUAGGAUGGGCUUCCUGUGGAGCCCUGUCAAUCACAGCCACCUUCCUGCUGCAUCUCUACCGAGUUCUAAGGCUACAGAUGACAGAGAGGUCUCUGAGUCAUAUGCUGAACCUGGCGCCCGAUAAACAAACCGACAAAGAGAAAGGCACUGGGGAAAAAGAGAAAGGCACUGGGGAAAAAGAGAAAGGCACUGGGGAAAAAGAGAAAGGCACUGGGGAAAAAGAGAAAGGCACUGGGGAAAAAGAGAGAGGCACCGGGAACAGUGAGGCCCUGGACAGCAAACCUAAAGAAUGUAACGGCGCCCCCCUGCUUUCGGACUCGGUACUGCAGGAUGUGAGAGAUGACCUGCAGCUGCACGUCAGCCUGUCUGCUCUCCUCACUCUACCAGUCAUGCUCUGUGCCCCAUCACUGAUCCACUGGACCCGCAACCUCAGAUAUUCUGUUGCUCGUUUGGAUCCUGACCCUUGCUGGCCCCACUCCAUGCCUCUCUUCAUCGCCUCUCUGCUGCUCAUCAACUGUAACACACUCACUCUCAGCUACAGUAAAACCCUGCCUAUCACAUCCCGCCUGCUGUUGCCUCUCUCCGUUGCCAUGGUGUCUUUCUCCCCACUCCAUCUAUACCGUGUAAACUACUUUGUGUCUGCAGCCCUGGUUCCGCUGGCUGUUUCCUGUCUCUUCUGAGUUCUGCUGGUACCUGCGCUGGGCCUAUCACCCGGGUCAGGUCCCCAAACUGGUCAAAGCUAGUCUGGCCUGGGAUUUGCACUCCCCUUUCAGGCCCUGAAGGGGGCGACGAUGGCAACCCUACAGCAGAGCCAUAGACAUACAUAGUUUGCGAAACUGUCCGCCAUGUUGUCUCCAAGCUUUUGGUGCCAACAUGGCUACCAUUGGAAUUCCCAGUCUUAACCAAGUUUGCCUUACUCUGUAUAUAUAUGGCUCUGUCUUCAAGGAGCAUGACGCGAUUACUCCUUCAUAACAAAUGUCACGCCUGAUACUUGUGGUUCUCAACAGGAUAUUGCUCUUAUCGUUUUUCAUACAACUGUAAUUUAACCUAUUUUAGUACAGUAUAAUUGUGGUAAUAAUGAGUAUGAGGGGAUUUGUCUCGUGUUUAUUGGAUUCUGUUUUUGGCCCUAAACGUCUUGGCCUGUCUUAUUGGUAACUUUGAAUACACUCAUGAAGCUAGCUACCUUUACUCUGUCAUUAGUAAGAUGUCAUAAGCAGUCAAGUGUUGCAAUUAGGGUUGCAAAACUACCUGUAAUUUACCAUUUAUACAAUUUAAAAUUAUAUAUUUUACAUGCUAUGAAAAUUUAUUAAAAACAUUAAACUUUUCAAAAGUCUGGUAGUUUACUGGUCAAUUUUGAAAGUUACCAGUAACAUUCCCUCCCUUUGCAACCUUAGUUACAAUGAUGUCAUGCAGCUAGCUGUACUGUAUGCAAGAUGACCGUGGCUAACUCGCUUGCUUGGCUAGCUAUUGUAACUGCACCGGACAUGUUCCGUCAUGCUUUUGACAGUGUAAAGAUUUGAAAGGUUUUCUUAAACUCUUAUCACACCCUCAAACCUUCUUCAACUGCUAUCUUAUGUUGCUAUCGUCCUGUUCAAAGCACAGAUGAUACGUUUUUGAAAGUGGAGCUCCUAACUACAUAACCUGUUCUUAGCCAAGUAUGGUCAUUUUAUUAUGCAGUAUGUGGCCAUAGCUAUGAAUGUUAUUGGUUAGUCUCGAUCUAAAGUGACCGGGUCCUUACUACCUAGGAUAUCAUGAGGAAUGGAUGACCCUGCACACCAUAGCUUAAUUUAGUUGUGCAAUGUUGUAGGAAGGUUAUAUGGAGUUGGAUGCUAUUCCACAUCAGAUCACUGGGGGUAUAACUUGACAUUGUAUCUAUGUCGUAACAUAACUACUCGAGCAGUUUUUCCUGUGCAUCUCUAUGGACGGAGUCCAGGUUGAUGUUAUCCAUACUAGAGUAUAUUAGAUCUGAUAUUACCUUGCAAACAGGCCUAUCAUGUGACUCUGCUAUUCUGUUACAAGCUACUGUCUAUUUCUGAUUUAACAAAAUGUCCUCCGCUUGAAGAGCUAGCUUUAAAGGGAUCUUUGGCUUUUUUAUUUUUUAUUGAUGUCGUUAAGAGGCCAUGGCCCCUAUUAUUUACUGGAAGAGUCGUUACUUACUUGGAAAACAUCAGCACUUGGUAUUUCCAUUUGCCUUAAUCAGUUACCUCACAUUUUUCCAAACUGGACUUUCUAAAGACACAUAGCUCCUGCAUUGAAAUACAGUUGACAAACUGACAUCGGCUUGGUCUCCACAAGGCAGACACGUGUAUUACCCUCAUUGUCGUAAUGAAAGCACAGGGUUGUAGAUCUUCAGGAUCAGAUGAAGGAGCCCUAUUGCCACCGAUACAUGGAGGCACCAGAGAUGGUGCCUUUAGACUGUUUCACCCUCUACUGUUUGCUAAUUCAAGGUGGGUGUGUUUGCGUAAAACCCUAUCAGCCAUAGCUCCACUCCAAUGUACAACACAGUGGAUUGUGUUAGUGGUGUUUUUUGACAAUUGUUUUGUAAGAAUUAACCAAUAGUGUCUGUGUUUGUACGUGUACUUUUGAUGCUCACCAGCACCCCUUGACCCCUCUGUUGGCAUCCCUUGGACAAAGCAGCUAGUGCCUUUCUGCCGAUUUGCCCCCCCCCCACCCUCCACGCAUUCACUCUCCUAUCUGCCUGUCAAUCAAGACACUUCCCUAGUAUAGGGCAUAAGAUUGUGACAUAGACCAGCAUUUUCUGACAAGUGACUACUCUGGUCAUCUGAGUGCAACAGUAGUGAGCAUAACUCUUGCUUGUAGCUGUCUUAACACUUGUAUUUGCAAGACAGAACAGAUUUCAAAUACAGAAUGGUUACAUGGAAUGGAAUGGAACAGGUUAUGUUGGUGUAUGUUAAAUGACUUGACAAAGCCACAACGGUGUUAUGUCAAGGUAAAGGCAGCUUGGUUCUUGUACAGUGUUACGACUUUUCAAGCUCAACAAGACAGGUUAGGAAUUGAACACCUUUGUCCAUCCUAGCUAGCUUCAAUUUAGAGACCAAACUCACUCCAGCACGAACACACACGCAUAUACUACACACUCUCCCCGACAACACCCCCCGCCCCCGUGUCACCUGCACUGUGAAUGUACCUGUUUGUUUGUAUGUGUGUGCAUAAGUAUGUAAGACCUUUAGUGCGGGUGCUUUGUGUGUACUAAACUAUAGUAUGUCAAUGUGGUGCAGUUUUUAGUGCUUUGAAACGUACAUACUCUGCCUCACUCCAAAUGUGAAUUGUGACCAGAUUUAUAUAGAUGAAACUUUGUGGUAAAACUAGUAGAAAUGGGCAUAUGUUUUCUAUGAAUAUGAUAGAUUUUUUUUUCUUCUCCUUUUUUAUUGGUGUUCACUGUGACCGGUGCCCGUGAUUUCUGAGGUGAGAUUGACACCUCGGCAACUACUCAUGUUCUAACGUAACCAACCAGAGUGAAGCUGUCGCCACAAGCAUAUCUCAAUUUAAAUAUGUUUGUUUAAGCUUUUUAUGCUCUUUGAGAUUAUUUUUAUGUAAUGAAAAGCACUACACAAGUUAAAUAAAUAAUAAUCAUUGUAUGGAAUACUGUUCCUUGAACCCCGAAAUGCCUGUUUGCAUUCAUAGCUGUUAUGAUUGUAAUGUAAGCAGUCAUUUAAAAAAAAUUAAAAUCUGUUUAUUGCAA